Molecule: messenger RNA, 1822 nt
Organism: Conger conger (European conger)
Lineage: Eukaryota; Metazoa; Chordata; Actinopteri; Anguilliformes; Congridae
Product: cilia- and flagella-associated protein 57-like
Exons: 13
Coding region: 1-1617 (538 amino acids)
Source: RefSeq, a predicted model, not a curated record
AUGCGGCAACAGAUCAUGGAUCUUGAGGCAGAAAAGGAGGAGUUGGUGUCGGAACACGACAAGACUUUGAAAGCAGUGAGGGAGGAGCACACACAAGUGGUGGAGGAUUUAAACUUGAGCAUGCACGGGAAGCUGAGGCAGGAGUAUGAAGCAUCGCAUUUGCUGCAGCAGGAGCUGGAGGAGUGCAGGCAGCAGCUGCAGAGCGCAGAGACCGGCCAUAAGCGAGCGAUUGAGCAGCUCACCAACUCCUACGAGGAGGAGCACCGGUUCCAACUUCAGCAGUGCAAGGACAAGGCGCAGUGGCAGAAGAUGGAGUACGAGCUCAUACUGAAGACGAUGGCGGAGGAGAUCUUUGCCUUACGAUGCAAGUACAAGGCCAAGUCAAAAACCAUGAGGGACAUGAGUGCCCAGUACAAGGAUGAAGCCAGGAUCAUGAAGAAACGGGAUCUUGAGGCAGAAAAGGAGGAGUUGGUGUCGGAACACGACAAGACUUUGGAAGCAGUGGGGCAAAUGGUGGAGGAUUUAAACUCGACCAUGCACGAGAAGCUAUGGCAGGGGAAUGUAGCCUCACAUUUGCUGCAGGAGGAGCUGGAGGAGUACAGGCAGCAGCUGCAGGGUGCGGAGACCGGCCAUAAGCGAGAGAUAGAGCAGCUCACCAGCUCCUACGAGUCCAGACUGGAGCAGCUCACCAGCUCCUACGAGUUCAGACUGGAGGAGCACCGGCACCAGCUUCAGCAGUUUGAGUGCCUGGGGGAAAUCAAGAGUGAAAAGAUUGAGAAACUUGAGGCAGAGGUGAAGAAGAACCUGAAUAUCAUUAGCAAUCUGGAAAAUGACGUCUUGGGCCUGAAACAACAGAUUAUGUUGAGGAAUGAAAACAUUCAGGAAAAAAUUUCAGAAAUGAGGGAGAGGAACACUGACCUGCAAAGCAUGAAAUUCAUUCUGGACAACCGUGUUAAAGAACUGACAACGCAGAUCAAAGAGCUGAAGAUGGAGGAGGAACUGAUCCAGUCCAGCGCGCAAAAAUCCCGGCAGGAGAGAAGCAUCACAGACCUCAAACUGAAGCUGAAUGCCAAAGACAAGGAUAUGCGGAAAAAAAUGGAGAGGGCAUGCGAUACAAGUACUGUGGUGAAAAGAUUCAAGGCUGACCUCCUUAGCUGUGUGGGCUUCAUACAGGAUCCCAAGAGGCUGAAAGAAAGUGUGCUUCAGAUGCAUGCGCGGUACAUACGGCAGUCUGAUGAAGAUCUCCUGCGGCAGGACCUGGGCAAGCUGAGAGACGGCCGCGAGGAGGUCGAUGUUGCCAGGAACAUGGUGAAGUCUCUCCAGAGGAAACUGUCCAAAGAGACUGAGUUCCACAGCACUCAAAGAUUCAAACUGAUACAAGAAAAUUCCACCUUGAUCAAAGAGCUCAACGAUUUCAAAAGAGCGCUAAAGGACUCUCAAGAUAAGGUCCACGAUUAUGAGAACCAGUUGUCAGUUUACAGGAGGAAGAAGCCAUCCAAUUCCUCUGGCACCAAAGGGCCAGGGUCUACUUCAUCCCCGCGUACGCCACACAGUCUGGCGACUAAUCUCACCCGUAAGGAGGUAGCGCAGAGGUUGAUUCCCUGGCAGCGUGCUUAGAUCGAACGGCUCCAACAGAUCCUCAACCCAACAGGGAAGUAUUCACCAAUAACUAUCCACAACACCCUCUCACCUACUAAAAUACCCUCUUUUAGCCCACCAAUACCUACCCACAACACCCUCUCACCUACUAAAAUACCCUCUUUUAGCCCACCAAUACCUACCCACAACACCCUCUCACCUACUAAAAUACCCUCUUUUAGCC